AUGAAUAAGUUGUGGGAUGUAAAUGACUUUUUGAAAAUUCAGGAUUAUAAAGUAGAUAGUAAAAUUAUUAAUAAACAUUGUAUACCAUAUAAAGGUACCACUACAUUAGCCUUUAUAUUCCAAGAGGGUAUGGUUAUUGCAGUAGACUCUAGAGCUUCAGCUGGUUCUUAUAUCGCUUCGCAGAACGUACAUAAAGUUAUUAGAAUUAACAAAUACCUUAUUGGGACAAUGGCAGGCGGUGCAUCUGAUUGUUAUUUUUGGGAAAAAAAGAUGGGAUUGUAUGCUAAAUCUUAUGAAUUAAAAAAUGAUAAAAGAAUUAGUGUAUCGGCCGCUAGUAUGUUUUUGAGUAAUUGUGUGUAUCAAUACAAAGGGCGCGGUUUGUCUUUAGGAUCUAUGGUAUGUGGAUAUGAUGGGGACAAGCCUUUAAUUUAUUACGUUGAUAAUGAUGGCAAAAGAAUUUCGGGUAGUCUAUUUUCUGUAGGUAGUGGAUCAACAAUAGCAUAUGGUGUGUUAAAUGAAUCAUAUAAAUUUGAUUUAAAUAAAGAUGAAGCUUUAGAACUUGGGAAAAAGGCUAUUUGGCACGCGACUCAUAGAGAUGCGUAUUCAGGUGGGAAUGUUAAUCUUUACUUUAUGGAUAAAAACGGAUGGGAUCAUGUUGGCACGUUUGAUGUUGAUAAAUUUAACAAAUAA
Messenger RNA from Vairimorpha ceranae, 690 nucleotides. RefSeq names its product proteasome subunit beta type-5. Gene Ontology annotation, molecular function: threonine-type endopeptidase activity. The coding region runs from base 1 to 690 and encodes 229 amino acids. Lineage: Eukaryota; Fungi; Microsporidia; Nosematidae. Gene Ontology annotation, cellular component: proteasome core complex. The transcript has a single exon. The record is from RefSeq and is a predicted model, not a curated record.